AUGCCUCGAGUUGUCAGUCAAAUUUUUGGCUCGCAGUGGGAGAAAGAUGGCCCAACGACUCCCACUGGAAGAUUCUUUAAGCAAUAUGCUGACGCGGUCGAUUCGAGAGGCUAUGAUGGUGGCUCGGGCCUCAAGUUCUACUCUAAAGAUGUCACCUUCCACAACCAAAAUAAUGCCGUAUAUCACGGGGGUGAUGAGAUGUGGGCCUGGAUGAAGAAACUCUUUGGAGUUUUUGAACGAAUCCAUCACGACUGGGUCCAAUUCCUCGAGAUCGAACGCGACGACGGCAGGAGCCAGAUCUACAGCCAGAACGUUCGAAACCUCUGGCUUCGCGGAAACAAAGGGGAGAAGCCCACUGUCAGCAUCCCGGUAACUAUGAUUGCCAUUAUAGGGAAAAGCGAUGAUGAGAACACGCCCGAGGGAUUGCAUUUCAAGGAGGUGUGGCUUUAUUGGGAUACUGCUCUUCUCUUGCCAUUUCUUCCGAAGGAAGCUGUUGUCUUUCAAACGUCGAACAUUCUGCGUGCUGGAGAAGAGGAGGUUUAG
Messenger RNA from Ilyonectria robusta, 543 nucleotides. RefSeq lists its product as uncharacterized. NCBI's taxonomy places the organism in Eukaryota, Fungi, Ascomycota, Sordariomycetes, Hypocreales, Nectriaceae. The record is from RefSeq and is a predicted model, not a curated record. Bases 1 to 543 code for a protein of 180 amino acids. The transcript has a single exon.